AUGAAGAAUUAGGUUAUGUAAAUUAUUAUAAAAUGUAUUCUAGUCCGUUAAAAAAAAAGUUCAAUCUCACUUUAAAUACUUCUAAAGGAACUCGAGCUUCAUUUUAAGAGCCAUGUACUUCAAAAUCUCCUUUUAGAUGUAAUACAGAUCAAAUAAUAAAAUGUAAUCAACUUGAAUAGGAAUUACAUAGAGCAAAUUAGCAAAGAAAAUUACUAGAAUUAUAAUUAGAUGAUUUAAAUAAUUAAUAUAUGAGAAAAUCAGCAGUUUUGCAUGAUUGUGAAAGGGAAAAUCUAUUAUUAAAACAGGAAAUUUAAGCAAUGAGCUAAUGGCAGGAAAUAUAAAAAUUAUAGUACAAUUAAAAGUAAUUAUUUAUUAAAAGCAGAUAGAAAAACAAGAGUUUAGAGCAUCAUAAAUUCAAAUUCUUUGAAAAAAAUUCUGAAUACGAAAACAUUUUAGGGGCUUAAAUAAAAAAAUAAUAAGAGUAAAAUGAAUCAAUGAAGUAACAACUAUUAGAAAUAAAAUUGCAAUAUAAAAUUAUAUAAGAUAGCUAUUAGGAAAUAAAAGAAGAAAGGCAUUCUAUUUAUUAAAAAUUGGUUGAAUCCUAAAUGCAAGGUGUUUAGAAGGAUGAAAAAAUUAAAAGUUUAGAAAAAGAAUACAAUGUUUUGUAAAAUCAAAUAUAAUAAUAAACAGAAAAAAACAAAAAUAUAUAAGAAUAAAUCAAAUAGUAUAAUAAUAUUUAAGAGAAAAAAUAAAAAUGGAAAUUACGAUAUAAAAAUUUUAAGAAUGAAAUAGAAUAUCAAUAAAUAAAAAGUAGGAAAUCGAGUGAUUCUUAAGAUUUAUAAGUAGUAUAAAAGCCAGAUCUGAUUGAAGAAUUAAAUGAUAUGAAGGAUAAAUUUUAGCAAUUAGAACUUGAAAACCAAUAUUUAAGAGAGUAAAAUAUUGAGAUGCAAACAUAACUUUAGCUAAACACAGAUAAGUUAUUGAAAUAACAAUUAUAAAAUUCUUUAUCAAAGGAACAAAGCUAAGCAUUUUCAUUUUAACAAUAUAAUCAAGAAUAUUAUUCAAAAUAAGAGGAACAUGAAUGA
Molecule: messenger RNA, 1085 nt
Organism: Paramecium sonneborni
Lineage: Eukaryota; Ciliophora; Oligohymenophorea; Peniculida; Parameciidae
Source: the annotation of a GenBank genome assembly